Messenger RNA from Rhopalosiphum maidis (corn leaf aphid), 606 nucleotides. RefSeq lists its product as uncharacterized. The record is from RefSeq and is a predicted model, not a curated record. The coding region runs from base 1 to 606 and encodes 201 amino acids. The transcript has a single exon. Lineage: Eukaryota; Metazoa; Arthropoda; Insecta; Hemiptera; Aphididae.
AUGGCCGUGACAGACACUAACUAUAAUUAUAUUUUUAUCGAUGUUGGUGCAUACGGAAAAGAAUGCGAUUCAGCGGUAUUCAAACAAACACAAUUUUGGAAAAACUUAUUAAAUGAUAGAUUGAACAUACCAUCAUCUACAAAUAAACUAGGAACUGAUUGUGAUCUACCUUACGUAUUCGUUGCUGACGAAGCAUUUGCCCUACAUGAACAUGUACUUCGACCGUUUGGUGGUCAUCAACUCGAUGAAUUAAAAAGUACAUUCAACUACCGUUUGACAAGAGCAAGACGGUAUGUUGAAUGUACAUUUGGAAUAAUGGCGAAUAAAUGGCGAAUUUUACAUCGACCAUUAAAUGUAUCUACGGAUUUAGCAGUUGAUAUAGUAAAGACUUGUUGUUUGUUGCAAAAUUUUAUUCACAAAGAAGAGGGAAUUAUUAAUAGUAUAUCUAGCGAUUCAACUACUGAAAAUCUAAACUCCGAUCUACGCCAAUUACCUCGUUCAAAUUCGGUAAGAGGUAGCUUAACAUCAAAUAUGAUUAGAAAUAAAUUUGCUGAGUACUUUGUGUCACCAGAAGGGAGAUUAUCGUGGCAGAAUCAGUAUAUUUAA